Molecule: messenger RNA, 1074 nt
Organism: Aspergillus saccharolyticus JOP 1030-1
Lineage: Eukaryota; Fungi; Ascomycota; Eurotiomycetes; Eurotiales; Aspergillaceae
Product: SDR family oxidoreductase
Exons: 3
Coding region: 1-840 (279 amino acids)
Biological process (GO): triglyceride catabolic process; phosphatidic acid biosynthetic process
Cellular component (GO): endoplasmic reticulum; lipid droplet
Molecular function (GO): triacylglycerol lipase activity; acylglycerone-phosphate reductase (NADP+) activity
Source: RefSeq, a predicted model, not a curated record
AUGCCCCGUUGCGCCCUUGUCACCGGCUGCAGCGCCGGUGGGAUCGGCUCGGCCCUAGUGGAGGAGCUUCAUGCCCACGGGCUGAGAGUCUACGCGACCGCUCGCUCCCCAGCCAAGAUGAAUCACCUUGCUAAACUUCCCCGUGUUACUCUUGUGACGCUCGACGUCGUCAACCCGGCUAGCAUUGAUGAUGCUGUGAAUACGAUUCGACAGGACUUAGCCUCACAAGGUGAUACCCUUGACAUCCUCAUCAACAACGCCGGUCAAUCCCUCGUCUAUCCUGCGCUGGACACCUCCAUCGACGAGGCCAAGCGCCUGUUCGAUGUCAAUUUCUGGGGUGUCGUCGCUAUCACCCAGGCGUUCAUGCCAUUACUACAGGCGGCUGGGAAUGGCAGUACCCUUGUGAACGUGUGCUCCAUCUCGGGCUUCUUGUAUGCCCCCUGGAUGAGCAUUUACAACGCCUCGAAAGCCGCGCUAAUGUCUUGGAGCGAGACCCUUCGGCUGGAACUACAGCCCUUCAACGUGCGGGUUAUCUCUCUGGUUACUGGCAGCGUCGCCACCAAUGUCAUGUCGCAUUCGAACCUGAGCCUGCCUGAAGGCUCGCUCUACCUCAAGGCACUUCCAGAAAUUCAAACACGCGGUGUCGGGAAGGAUGUCUCAAAUAAAACUGCGCCCGAUGACUUUGCCCGCGCGGUUGUUAAGGAUAUCUUGAGUGGAGGCUCAGGUCCAGUGUGGCGUGGGGCUAUGGCUUUCUCGGUCAGGCUCAUAUCUAAGUUCAUGCCGACCAGUAUCUUGGAUCGAGCCAUGAAGGGGGGCACUGGGCUGGAUAAGCUGCCUUGAAAAACUAUCGCAUGAUCAGGACAUUAUCACUACGUCCGCUGAGGAUAUGAUUACAGCCAUAGUUCCUACUUCGGCUUAUUCCAUAUAGGGCAGCCAAUUUCCGGAGUAGAUGGUGAUGGCGGUUGUCGCUAGGCUGCCUCUCAUCGCCCACCUCGAUGGCCUUAGCUUGUUACUCAGAUAGCCUCACGUAGCUAGAAUCCACCACUCAUCGACGUCCUCAUCAGGUGGCCUACU